AUGACACGAGCUACUAAUACUACAACGGAAAAAAGGUCCCAAAUAUUUUUGCCAAAUAUUUUCUUCAAAUGUUUUUCUGUUGCUCUGGUAUGUAUUAUCUCUUUCUGUGGUGGCUACUUCCUGAAUUCGAGUUAUUCGACCAACCAUCUAGAGAUUGGAACGAAAACAAAUCCGAUUGAACGGAGAAAUUCGCGUCACUUGCGUCCUUAUCGAGAGCAACUCUUGGAUUCGUUCAAGGCAGAAAAUUUAGAAGAAACGUUAAGGUGAGGAAACCAAGUAAUCCUUUUCAGAAAUUGCGAUUUUCUGGCAAGAGAUCAACUCCCAUUAUCGAAAACCGACCGACUGCUUUUGUUUGUUCUUCACAGGUAUUUCUCCAAGGAGCCACAUCUCGCUGGUUCAAAACGCAACAACGACUUAGCGCACCACAUUGCUACUAAAUGGCGAGAGUAUGGCUUUGAUGAAGUUACAAUGCCAAAGUAUGAUGUGCUCAUGAGUUCACCUAAAAAUGAUCGGAAGAGCCAUGUGGAAAUUCAUCGUAAUGGUCGUGUGAUCUUUAAAUCACAGUCUCAUGAAAAGGUGAUAACGGUUUGCUUGUUAACUGUCUUGUUAUUUUGACUACUCUGGCUUUGAUUUUUAUCCUUUUGCAAACCCUGGAAAAUGUAAAUUAACGAGGCAUCUGUGAUACUACAAAAUCUGAGUGUAUCAGUUUCGCAUUUAGAUUCUUGAGGCUUUUUUUUUAGUUUUACGCUUCGAGGCAGACCACCAAAAACUAAAAUUAUACAAAGAUUCAAAAUUUGUUAGGUGUUAGUCGCCCUGACGAAGGGCUAACGCUCGAAACGUCAGCUUUGAAACCCUCAACGGUGGCCAACUUACGUUAUCAACUCAGUUGAUAAUACCAUAUUACCAUGUUAUACUCUCCCACCGACGCAACACCACAGUCUCUUCGGAAACUUGCCCCCUUUAACAAAGAAGUGCAUUGUCAUCUAACCUCCAAGCUGUCUUUAAACUUCACCUCCAACAAAAAGAUCCUUUCACAGCUGCUACAUGUCACAUUUCUUGUUUAUCUUAACAGGUUUUACGUGAAGAUGAAAAGAAAAGUAAAGAUAUCCCAAUUUUUCUUGGUUAUUCUCCCAGUGGGGUAGUGGAAGGUGAAGUUGUCUACGCCAACUUUGGCACUGAAGACGAUUUUGAGAAACUGACAGCUAUGGGAGUGUCUUUGAAAAAUAAGAUUGUUAUAGCGCGACAGGGACAAGUAUUUAGAGGAAACAAGGUAUGCUAUUUGUAUUUAGAACUUAACAACCUUAGCGCAGAUGUUACUGAGUUAUGAUUUGAGAGCUUCGUUGAAUUGUUGUCUUUAACACUGCAAUAGCUGUUGCACGCAAUUUAUUUCUUUUUUCGUCGGUUCUUUGAAUCGUGGUUAUGACUGCGCGCGCUAAUAGGUCGUAGGGGUAAGGGAUCAGGGUUAGGUUGUUUCCCAUUGGCUAAUCUGCAGAAACUGCUUAUAAAAGUUUGUCGGCUUGCUGAGUUCAGAGUCAGGUGUGGUCUUUUCAUACUCUGGCGAGCAAAGAAAACUUCUGGUGCCAAUGUAAGUGCGCUGAAAGUCAAAAGAGAAGAACACAACAUCCGCUCCAUUCCCUUUGCAAAUUUUUACAGUUUGCUAUUAUAAAACAUUUUAAGGAACUAUGGCUUUCUCUACCUUUGAAAUCUUUUGAAACUGAUUUUCAAGCAAUUCCUGUCAAAAGAAUGCGUAUGUACUCUUCCAACUCUGAUUACUAGGUAAACUAUGGAUGGAUUAAUAUAUAGAUUUAGCCAAGCCUAGAAGCGGAGCUCGCAAUUUUUUCCCCGCACGUCCCAAGGGCACAACGCCUUGCAAUUAGUCGCACUUGAUUAUGAUAGUCACUCAAACUUCAUUGUUUCCUUAAGGUCUUCAAUGCUCAUUCACACGGCGCCUCUGGGGCCCUCAUAUACACUGACCCUGCGCAGUUUGCACCAGAGGGAGACGGAAACACUUUUCCCAAAUCCUGGUGGCUUCCAGACUCCGGCACACAGCGUGGGUCAGCGAUAAGUGAAACGGGGCCUGGUGACCCACUUACCCCGGGCUUUCCUUCUGUGGAUGGUAUAUACCGACAGCCGUUGAACGAAAGUGGCUUACCACCAAUUCCUGCCUUUGCUCUAUCUUAUGGCGACGCCAAGGAAAUAUUAAAGCGAAUGAAAGGUUAGAAGCUUAGUGACGCCGAAAUGUUGUUGUUGUCGUUUUUUUAGUUAAAUAUUCUGUGAGUCGCUGCAGGUAAAGAGUGACUCAUUCAAUUGACCAAUACUGAUUUCUCUUGUGUUUUACUUGCAGUGACGCAGAACCUAAAUUAGGUGCACCUUCACUCGGGCUUUCGGUUCUUCCUUCCGGGGUUUAAUUUUUUUUUACGCUAGGCCCCUUCACUUUUGAACUUUAUCCAAAAUCCAGAAAUGUUUUUGAAACUUCAAGCUAUUUUUAUGACAUUCGGAACUGACUUGCUUUCGGCCUAUCCUCUCAAUUUUUUUCUUAAAUUGAUAAGGUCUUGUUUUUAGAAGUGCUGUCUGCUUGUCAGCGCCUUUGGCAGUUCGGAUUAAGACAUUCGAGAAAGAGAUAGUGGAACAGUGUUCGAAGGAGUUAAUUUUGUAAUAGGACUCCACUUAUUUACCUCUCUCCACGUGGACUAUACCCGUAUUUUCAGAAGCCAAUACAAUGUCUAUCAUGUUCUUACAACUUUACUCGACAGGUCCUGAAGCCCCGAAGAGCUGGCAAGGAGGCUUGCAACUCACUUAUCACGUCGGGCCGGGUUUUAAAGACGAAGAUCUUUCAUUACGCUUGGAUAUUAGGAACAACAUAGAGAAUAAAACCAUUACCAACGUCAUUGGCCAGAUCAGAGGCGCCGUAGAACCCGACCGUUAUGUACUCAUAGGGAACCAUCGGGACGCUUGGGUGUUUGGUGCUGCUGAUGCAGUUAGCGGUACGGCUGCAAUGAUGGAGUUGUCUCGUGGUUUGGGAGAGCUUCUUAAAACGGGAUGGCGACCUCGCCGGACCAUAAUGCUGUGCAGCUGGGACGCGGAGGAGGUGUUUGUGGUUGGAUCAGCCGAAUGGGUUGAAGAAAAUGCUCGAACUCUUCAAGAUCGCGCUGUUGGUUACCUCAACAUGGACGUGGCUGUCAAUGGCAAUUUCAGUAUCAACGUUGAUGCAAAUCCUCUACUCCAAGACGUGGCUGUAUCGUUGACCAAAGAAGUAUGUGAUCCAACAGUUUCGGACACUUGCAGAAGCAUGUACGAUGUCAUGUUAGAGAGAGAUGUUACGAAACACGAGAACGGGAUCCCAUUCUGCGAUAAUUUGUCGUUCGGAAGUGAUUACGUGUCGUUUUAUCAUUUCAUCGGAGUCUCUUGUGCGGAUUGGUCUUACAUUUUCGGGGGGUUGUAUGGAAUAAGGCGAUCUUAUCCAGUUUAUCAUUCCAUUCACGAUUCAUAUUACUGGAUAAAAACCUUUGUCGAUCCCGAGUUUAAGACUCACCUAGCCGUAACAAAAUAUGCAGGGAUUUUUCUUCUUGAAUUAGCAGACGUGGAGCUCUUGCCUUUCAACACUACAACCUAUGCAGAGCUGUUACAGAAAAAAUCCACUAUUAUAGAAAAGAGCAAACAUCUCAAAACACACAGCAUCAGCACGGCUGCCUUCUCUCGCGCGGUAAAGAACUUCGCAAAAGUCGCCCGUCAGUUUGAAAGCAGUAAGUCAAAACAUAAAUCAGAGAGCUACCGCACGUUAAACGAUCAAAUGAUACAACUAGAGAAGGCGUUUAUUCAAACUGUGGAAGUGAAUGAUCAUAAACAAUUACGACAUGUUAUAUACGGUCCAAAGCUUGCCAAUCUUUACGGCGGUAUCUAUUUUCCACGCGUACAUUAUGCCACGAUGAAGGCCGAAAAGACGGGAGACUGGAAAUCGGUGGAGAAAGAAAUAUCACUUUUGACAUUUGCCAUAAACUCAGCCUCGAGGGUUUUGAAACCGAUAUGAUAAACAAGAAAGCUGUAAAAUAGUAUUAAAUUUGUCAUGUGAAGAACUACCGUGGAUAAAUUUGAAUUUUUUUCUAAGCCGUUUUGUUUAUGCUAGUUAGAAAUUUGCUACGUUCUUUUUCGGCAUUUUCGCCGACCGAUGCUCAUUUGAGAUUUGUCACAAAGCAAUUGUGAAAAAAGCCAGUUUACAUUCAUUGGAACUGAAGAAGCUAGUCAAUAAAGAAGUUAAUAUUUGACAUAAAGAAUAUCUUGUAGAAUGUACCCUUGUCGUAGAAUGAAUUCGCGAGACUCAGUAAUAAUCAUGGAUUAGUUAAGUGUGUUCGAUGUGGCCUAGGAAUGAGUA
Messenger RNA from Pocillopora meandrina, 4369 nucleotides. Lineage: Eukaryota; Metazoa; Cnidaria; Anthozoa; Scleractinia; Pocilloporidae. The record is from the annotation of a GenBank genome assembly.